This is a messenger RNA of Closterium sp. Yama58-4, 1131 nucleotides long. The record is from the annotation of a GenBank genome assembly. NCBI's taxonomy places the organism in Eukaryota, Viridiplantae, Streptophyta, Zygnematophyceae, Desmidiales, Closteriaceae.
AUGGUGGGUGUGGUUCAUAGCAGAUGGUGUGGAUGGGGCGGGGCGACUCGGCACUGUGGGAUUCCGUUAUUCGCGAAAGUGCGUUUUGUGUCAUCUCCGUCAUACGUGAAGCGUUCGUUAACAAGGCUGGAGCCUUUCGACACUUGGGAUCUUGUGGUCCAUUCGGCCAUGGCGGCUGAAGUGAGUCCAUCAUCAACAGGCCUGUUACUCGGCGUCGGCGGCGUUCCCUUCUGCAGCUUGCCUCAAGGACCGGUCACAGGCAUCACCAUGGGUAGUUCCCCUAGCCACGGCAGCCAUAGCUCCCACGACAAGAGCUGGGACCACCCCGCGUCUGCCGCGCAAUCCCCUCUAUCAACAGACCACACCGACGCGUUUGCGCGUUCUCCGGCGGCGGAAACUGCAGACGAGCGCGUUUCAGACACAACACCCACGCGAGGAACUGCGGAGGCAGCGGCGGAAGGCGAGAGUCAGCCCGUAUUCCGCGCAGUGUGUAAGGACGAGAAGAAGGGAGCGUGGGAAGAGGAGUGGAGGGAGAGUGGGGAGCGAGCGGGAGAGGAUGCAUGCCGUUCGCGAGUUGCAAGCGGGAGAGGGGCAAAGAAGGGCGGAGAGGCGUGCGAGAUGGAGGGAGCGGAAGGAUCGGAGGGGAAUAAAGCGGCGGCAAGCAGAAUGAAAGGAGAAUCGGUGAAGGAAGAGGCUGGACGUGGCUCGACUGCCUUGGGGACAAGAUUCAUGGAGUUCGCUCACCCUUGCAAGGUGAAACGUGCUUCUGCACGCGCGCAUGAGCCAAGCUUGCCUGCUCUUUGCUCUAGGGCCUCUGCAGCGGCGGCGGCGGCAGCAGCUGCAGCAGCAACGUUGCCGACAGCAGCAGAAACAGCCAUUGCGGUGCCCAAGUUUCUCAUCAGCUUGUCGCGCGUUGAAAAGGAGGAAGAUUUCUGGGCCAUACGAGGAGGGAGGCUUCCUCUGAGGCCGAAGAAGCGAGCAAAGGCAGCGGAGAAAGGAGUCCAGCGGCUUCAACCUGGCGCUUGGCUGACUGGAGUGUGUUGUGAGCGGUAUCAAGUGCGAGAGCGGAAAUCUAAGAAGAAAACCCGUGGCCUUCGUGGGAUGAGUGGGAGAGGAAGCGAUACAGAGUGA